AUGCAGGAAACUGAGGCGAAGAAGAGGAGGCUAGAGCGCAUAAACCAGCGAAAGCUUGGACUGCUCGCCGAAGUCAAAUUCUUGCGGAGGAAGUACAGUUCGUUUGCCAAUGAUGAUUCAGAGCAAACACAUCACAGGCUAAAGAAGAAGAAAGCUAAGCAAAUCCCAUCCCCUCUGGGGAUCAAUGAAGGGCCGUCCACUAGCAAGAACACAAAUGUGGACUUGAAUCAUGAUUCUGCAAUGAAUGCUGAGGGAGCCGGUUUCCAGGGGUACCAGGACCAUCCAGAACCUGGGAAGCAUGAUCAGGCUGGUGUAGAUGAAGAUAUGAUGACCUCCAAUAUCAAGUUAUCAGUUUAUAGGGAUACAGAAAAUUCCCCGGCCAGUGAUGAUAAGAGGGCAGCCGCAUGGCAAGACCGGGUAGCCUUGCAGGUCUAG
Molecule: messenger RNA, 435 nt
Organism: Triticum turgidum subsp. durum (durum wheat)
Lineage: Eukaryota; Viridiplantae; Streptophyta; Magnoliopsida; Poales; Poaceae
Source: the annotation of a GenBank genome assembly